UCAACGGAGCUGAGGGCUGGAUUGUUUUUGCUGGUGGUUCGCCACCUCUUCUUUUUGUUUUAGUCAAAGAAGAUACAUAGGACAACAACAGCGCUUUCGCAUCUUUCAAACGUUCAGGGGGGAAAGGAGGAAAUGCAGAAAUAGCAUACAAGCAGAAAAUAUAUUUUGUUCAUUCGUUUGGGAACUGUCUACUCUUGUCGGAAUUUUCUCAACUGAAAUAGCAUCGCUUGUCUAAGCAAAGCACAUGUCUCUGGGUUUGUCUCGAAAAGUUGGAUAUCAAAAACAGAGCCCAGAAGAGACUGACUCGUGUCAGCUGUUACCGCAGGCGACGAGUGGAGAGGGCGUGCGUUGUUCGGAGUCUUGGGUAAACUUCACCUGCGUCUGGAGACGGCUGGCUUUGGGAUCAUCGUCGGAUUUGAAGACCAGUUGCCGUGACAUUUGAAUAGGAAAUUAAAUCCCCUUGGCCUUCACUUUAAGGCCCAUGUCCAGAAGUCUACAUAAAUUGCUAUCAGGAUGAUUACGAAAUAACUGAAAGCAGUUUAUUUCUCAUGUAUGUGGAUGUUUUAAGUUUAGUUAUUUGGUCAGAGUUUGCGUUUUAGCAAUGGCGAAGUGGCUGAAAGACUAUUUAAGUUUUGGCAGCAAGCGUAUGCCACCUCAACCACCUACACCUGACUACACGGAGAGCGAGAUAUUGAAGGCAUAUCGGCUUCAGAAAAGUCUGGAUUUCGAGGAUCCUUAUGAAGACUCUGAGAGCCGUUCAAGAAAUGACUCCGUAACGACUGACACGUCCCUGUCCGCUUUCGGAUCUCCAAUGAAGUCCAGCACCAGCCUGGAUGGGAAAGUUGUCUCACCUAAACAUCGGCUCAUAAAAGUCGACUCUCAAGAUCUGGGGAAAACUAAGAUCCUCCUCAGCUCGGUUUCCCCCGAAGAAUCUUUGGAACCAGUGGUGCCGUCUGCUCCGGCAAUGGGAGACACCGAUUAUUCAGAUCCGUUCGACGCCCGGCUGGACCUGCGCUCGGAGCCCGAUCACGGCCCCGCUCCCCAAGAGAACAAUAGCUACAUGGAGCCCUACGAGGCUCAAAGGGUCAUCACAGAGCUGCAGCGCGGCACUACUGUGGGCUGGGGCAGAGGGGGAGUCCAGCUGUACGACACCCCGUAUGAGGACCACACCCUGGGGCAGGUGGAGGAGGAGAGGGAGAGCCGCCUGCCGCAGGACGACGAGAGGCCGGCGGACGAGUACGACCAGCCGUGGGAGUGGAAGAAGGAACACAUCUCCAAGGCUUUUGCUGUUCAGUUUGAAGGUGCCGAAUGGGAUCGCUCUUCCUCCCCCACCGAUCGACUCCGACACCCCCGAUCCUCGCCUCUCGCUGGGGGCAGCAUGAAGUUUCGCAAGCCCUCAGACUCCCUCACCUUGAUGGGCGAGCGGGUGGACCCCACUCUACCGCUGGAAAAACAAGUGUGGUACCAUGGGGCCCUCUCUCGAGCGGAGGCUGAGUCUCUGCUGACGCUGUGUAAGGAGUGCAGCUACCUGGUCAGAAACAGCCAGACCAGCCAUUCCGACUUCUCCCUCUCUCUCAGGAGCUGCCAGGGUUUCAUGCACAUAAAGUUUUCUCAGUCCAAAGACGGGAAGUACGUCCUGGGCCAGAACAGCCCUCCCUUUGGCACCAUCCCUGAGGUCAUUCACUUCUACACAACCCGCAAGCUGCCAAUCAGAGGGGCCGAACACCUCUCCCUGCUUUUCCCCGUGCUGGUCCAGACUCUCUGAACAUCCGCGGCCCCCGUUGUCACGGGUAACCAGCAGCCACAAUGCCUUGACUGACAGUGCGACAGGGAGCUUUUCUUUCCCUCGGAGCGGCCAUGGGUGUUCCGCUAUUCAGUGGAUUUGUUUGGUAUUGUGCGGGCACAGGGAGGUGCAGUAAUGCAUCUGCUAAUCCACCACACCCCCCCUCCUCCACUCCACCCCUCCGCCUGGCAGGACCAUUCUUCUCAGGCCUGCAAAUGGACACGUUUGAGGGGAUAACACGCACUCAGUUCGCGGAGGGCUUUAACCUAAUUAAAGGCCUCUCAGUCCUUGCGACUCAAGUCGUCUUCAGAAUGGAACCAUUUGUGAUGUUUGACGCGCUCUGACUAAUGAACACGCAAGGACGUGGUUCUGAUUGGUCACACAGAUCAGAUACACUCUCUCUCUCACACACACACUCGCAUACACACAUACACUUCAGACUGACAGUGUUUUAUUGUCCCACUCCUACGGCGCCUUUUAGGUCCUUUUGAUUUCCAAGUCGGCUGUGUUCGUAACUGUCAUUUUGAUUUCUAGUUGUUGUCCUGAUUGGCCAAAGAAGCCACUGAUGGGAAGUGCUUAUCUGCAGUUCAGACACUGGCGGGCCCCUCCCAAUUUUGACAGUACAUGUGCAUUUUGCGCACACACAAACACAUAUAUACACACGCGAAAGGAGUCGAGGCAUUCUAUCUUUCCAGCCUCUGAAUCAAAUGAUCCAGGCCAGAGGCUAUUUUAGACUGGGUGUUUGGGUGUUUUGGUAAGAUGUGGGAGUGCAGAUUUCCUGCUGUGCCAUCUGCAGUACACCUCCGCUGCACAGCCCGCCAGAAACAACUGCUUACGAUGGGCUGCCAGCGCCAUUAAACCCACUUAGACUCUCACACCUGUCGCCCCAUGCCCAGACUGCCAGUCUCCCCACGGCUGCCAUCCCGGGUUGGUGGGCGUCAUCGUGAAGCGGUUAAUGAUUCACUAGCAUUCCCAUCAUGGCCACAACCUCCAGUCGCAACAUGGACAGCGUCUUUAUUUAUUUAACACAAGUUUCUCUGUGCAGUAGCAUAAUCACAGUAGGUUUCUGGUCGGCUGUUGUAAUCUGGAGAAAUAUCCUUAUUUAGCAACUGUGUUUUAUUUUUUAUGUGGGUAUGAAAUAAACUUUCUAAAUGCC
Clupea harengus (Atlantic herring) is the source of this 2939-nucleotide messenger RNA. It is a transcript of the gene shdb, whose product is annotated as Src homology 2 domain containing transforming protein D, b. Lineage: Eukaryota; Metazoa; Chordata; Actinopteri; Clupeiformes; Clupeidae. The record is from RefSeq and is a predicted model, not a curated record. Gene Ontology annotation, molecular function: phosphotyrosine residue binding.